Messenger RNA from Trachymyrmex septentrionalis, 1170 nucleotides. RefSeq names its product phosducin-like protein. Bases 257 to 1111 code for a protein of 284 amino acids. Gene Ontology annotation, biological process: regulation of G protein-coupled receptor signaling pathway. The record is from RefSeq and is a predicted model, not a curated record. NCBI's taxonomy places the organism in Eukaryota, Metazoa, Arthropoda, Insecta, Hymenoptera, Formicidae. The transcript is spliced from 4 exons.
UUCUAACUUUUUCCACAAGGCGUGAUGACACUAAAAUCACAUCUACCGGAUUUUCCAUGGAUUUUUCUAUACCGUGUUUCGAGUCCACUUUUUUCGUGACCGGUUGCUUGAGUUUGUUCUUAUUACUCCGUGAAGAGGAUCCACGAAUCUUGCAACACUAUUUCCAUCAUGCUUUAUUCAUAUUUAUAAAUACAUACAGCUCUUCUUUAAGUUUCGAUUCUUUAUGUGCGUCUUUAUAGUUUAAAAUUCCAACAUCAUGUCAACAUUGGAGGAUAAAAUUUUGGGAGAAAAAUUACACUACUACUGCAGCAGUUCCAGCGAAGAUGACGGAAAUGAUUCUGGAGAUUCCGAUAAAGAAUGUGAUGAUGUCAAAUAUACUGACAAUACUGCACAAUAUAUUGCACCUUCAUAUUCAGAAUGGGAUGGAACUUCCAGUAACACAGGACCUAAAGGUGUUAUAAAGGAUUGGCAGCGAUAUAAACAGUUAGAAGCAGAAAAACGAGAAUCACAAGAGAAAGAAAGAUUACAAUUGAUCAACAAACUGAGUUUAACGUGCCGCAGUGCUUUAGAUGAAGAAAAAGAAAAACUGAAUGAGACAGAUCCAGAGUUGGCAAAUUUAUUAACUGAUGAAUUUCUUCUAGAAUAUCAGAAACAAAGAAUGAAAGAAAUGCUUGCAAAAACAGAGAAACUUUAUUUUGGAAGAGUUAUCGAUUUGGAGAACACAGAUCAGUUUCUACAAGCCAUUGAUGGAGAAGACAAAUCAAUAAUUAUUAUCAUUCACAUUUACGAGGAUAAUGUAUCUGGCUGCGAAGCCAUGAAUGGAUGUUUAAUAUCUCUUGCAGAAAAAUACCCUUACGUCAAAUUUUGUAAAAUUCUAGGUUCAAUUGCAGGUCUCAGCAAACAAUUCAAAAAAUUUGGUGUACCAACAUUGCUGGUGUACAAAAAUGGACAAGUAAUAGGAAACUUCAUUCAUGUUACGGAUCAUCUGGGAGUAGAUUUUUAUUCAUCGGAUGUGGAAGCAUUCCUUAUCGAACAUGGAAUUCUCGCUGACAAAAAUUACGUACCUCUUAUUGUUUUGAAGAAUGAAAAUAGGGUUUCCGAUAGCGAAUAAAAAGUUAUUCUGUUUUAAGAUAAGUCAUUAAUACAUUUUAAUAAAUCAAAUUAACUUAA